AUGGGUGAAGCUGCAGGUCGAUGUGAAAUACAUCUACAAAAUGAUUGCUCACAAGUUUCAAAUGAGUUGUUGACAAGCUUUCAAGAAACCAUUAAUAAUAAUGAUAAAAAUUAUGUUAUUUUAGAACCAAAUCAAAAAUAUAACGAAAGUAAUCAAGAACAUGAAGAAACUACAUUAUUGUUUGAGAGUGACGAUGAAUUAAUUAAUUUGAAUGAAAGUGAAGACAAAAAUUAUGAAUAA
Cetraspora pellucida is the source of this 240-nucleotide messenger RNA. The record is from the annotation of a GenBank genome assembly. Lineage: Eukaryota; Fungi; Glomeromycota; Glomeromycetes; Diversisporales; Gigasporaceae.